Molecule: messenger RNA, 936 nt
Organism: Erigeron canadensis
Lineage: Eukaryota; Viridiplantae; Streptophyta; Magnoliopsida; Asterales; Asteraceae
Exons: 2
Coding region: 1-936 (311 amino acids)
Source: RefSeq, a predicted model, not a curated record
AUGCGAAAGGAAAUGUUUCUCCGCGUAGCGCGAGAUAUACACUCCUUUAACAGCAUUCAACCGCUACUGAAGCACUUUCAGUUUUUUCACAAAGAGGCGACGGAUGCUUCUGGUCGUCCCGGUUUUAACAUUUUCCAGAAAUGCACUGCUGCAAUACGCCAGUUACUGUAUAGCUAUAAGGCUGAUGCUUUGGACGAGUACUUGCAAAUGGCGCAAAAUACGGGGUACCAGUGUUUAGACGCUUUCUGCAAGUGUGUGAUACACCUGUAUCAACACGAGUACUUGAGAAGGCCAAUAGAAGCAGAUAUCGAGCGGUUAACUGCUAAACAUGAGCAGGUUAAUGGUUUUCCGUGUAUGCUUGGUAGCAUAGAUUGCAUGCAUUGGGGAGGAGGAACUGUCUGGUGGCACGACAAGGGCAGUAUACGCGAGGCGACAAGGGGCAUCCCACAAUCAUGCUUGAAGCGGACAAGGCUCCUAAUUAAAGUAGAGUUUUCGGUGAAUGGCCACCGCUUUGGAAAGGGAUAUCACCAAGCAUAUGGUAUUUAUCCUGAAUUGGUCACUCUUGUGAAGUCUUUCAAGUGCCCGAUGGACACGAAAACCACCAAGUUUAAGAGGUACCAAGAAGCUGCAAGGAAGGAUGUCGAGCGAGCAUUCGGGGUUCUUCAAGGUCGUUGGCAGAUUAUUGAGCAACAAGCCCGGGCCUACAGUGUGAACAAGAUAAAACGUAUCAUGUUAUGUUGUGUGAUUUUGCACAACAUGAUCGUUGAAGAUAACGGGCGCGCAAUCACACAGUUUGAAGAAGAGUUGAUAACUAAUACUGUCCUCCCAACUCGCACGUGGAAUGAAAGGUGUUCAACACAACUUCGUAUGUACGGGGAGUUGCGCGAUAGAAGGACUCAUCAUGAACUCCGCAAUGCUCUGAUUGAAAAUGUUUGA